AAAAUCUCGCCACUUGUCGUGUAUACAUAAAUGUUUCCAUCAUCAGUAUCUGUUUUUCAGAAACACAAAAGAGCGAGAUUUGUAUGUGUAGGCAGUCGGCCAUAUUUUCAUCGUUUUUAUUUUGAUAGUAUAAUACGAGCGCUGAUCACAUCACAUUCAACACAGAAAAAUAAAGAAGUAUAACUUCAAAAGUGUAACGCAACUAAUCAAGAGAAGAAGAAAUUGCAUUCCAAAGUAUUGUUGUGUGUAUGGAAGAGAGAGCCAGAAAAAAAUUACAGAGCAACAACGAAAACAACAAAAGAAGUAUAGUAGUUUUAUUCUAUUUUUUUUUUCAAGACCUCAGUAGCACACGCUGAUAAAACUCUAGAGUAAACGAGAGAGAGAGAGGAAAAAAGCAAAAUUGAUACACUGAUGAUGGCGACCGCCGAGAGUUCAAUUCGCUUUAGCGAUCAUACAAUGGAUAAAGCGACCAAGGCGAAAGUCACAUUAGAAAACUACUACACAAAUUUAUUGACACAACAUUCAGAGCGAAAGCAAAGGUUGGCCAAAUUGGAGGCAUCAUUAAAAGAUGAAACAUUGUCAGAGUCUCAAAGGCAAGAGAAACGUCUUUUACAUGCCCAAAAAGAAACGGAAUUUUUGCGCUUGAAACGAUCACGGCUUGGCGUUGAAGAUUUCGAAGCGCUCAAGGUUAUUGGACGCGGUGCUUUUGGUGAAGUGCGUUUAGUACAGAAAAAAGAUACCGGCCAUGUAUAUGCAAUGAAAGUACUACGCAAAGCCGAUAUGUUGGAAAAGGAACAGGUGGCGCAUGUACGAGCCGAACGUGAUGUAUUAGUUGAAGCCGACCAUCAAUGGGUCGUUAAGAUGUAUUAUAGCUUUCAAGAUCCGGUGAAUUUAUAUUUGAUUAUGGAAUUUUUGCCUGGCGGUGAUAUGAUGACAUUGCUGAUGAAAAAGGACACACUAUCCGAAGAGUUCACUCAAUUUUAUAUCGCCGAAACGGCAUUAGCUAUCGAUUCAAUUCAUAAAUUAGGAUUUAUUCACAGAGACAUUAAGCCAGAUAAUUUAUUAUUAGAUGCUCGAGGUCAUUUAAAGCUAUCCGAUUUUGGAUUAUGUACAGGAUUAAAAAAAUCUCACAGAACAGAUUUUUAUCGGGACUUAUCACAAGCUAAACCAUCCGAUUUUAUUGGAACAUGUGCAAGUCCAAUGGAUUCAAAACGUCGUGCAGAGAGUUGGAAAAGAAACAGACGUGCAUUGGCAUACAGCACAGUCGGAACACCGGAUUAUAUUGCACCAGAAGUUUUUCUGCAAACUGGAUAUGGACCAGCAUGCGAUUGGUGGUCAUUGGGUGUAAUUAUGUACGAAAUGCUGAUGGGAUAUCCACCAUUCUGUUCGGAUAAUCCACAAGAUACUUAUAGAAAAGUAAUGAAUUGGCGUGAAACGUUAAUCUUUCCGCCAGAAACGCCAAUUUCAGAAGAGGCAAAAGAGACAAUUGUCAAAUUUUGCUGUGAAUCGGAGCGACGUAUGGGCUCAAAUCGUGGUAUUGAAGAACUUAAAUCGAUACCAUUCUUCCGGGGCGUUGAUUGGGAACAUAUUCGUGAACGACCCGCUGCAAUUCCAGUUGAAGUACGCUCAAUUGAUGAUACAUCCAAUUUUGAUGAAUUCCCCGAUGUAUCACUUGAAAUCCCAUCGGCACCAAUACCACAAGAGGGUGAGGUUCUCAAGGACUGGGUGUUUAUAAACUACACAUUCAAGCGUUUUGAAGGUCUCACACAACGAGGCACUCCAACGAAGAAAUAAACUUGAAUACUGUCACGUCUGAAAGAGUUAUGUAAUUUUUGUACAAAAGAAAAUCUAAAAAAAAAAUGUUCAAUUAGAAAUGAAAGUAAAAUUGAAGAAGUAAGAUUAAAAAAAAACUAGAUGACUAUUGAAAUUGAUAAAAAUUGAUUCUAUUUGUUUUCCGUUUUGAGCAAUUUUCCUUCGUUUUUUUGAGAACUUUAUAAUGUUUUUUUAAGCUCAAUAUAUUUCUUAACUUAUUUUAUUCUAAAAGAAAAAAAAUGAUACAAUUUUGUUGGAUUCAUCCAAACUGAACAAAAGAUAUAGAAUGAACAAAACGAAAUAAAAAUGCUGUAGAACAACCGAUUUGGCUCAUCAUGACAUAAAAUUAGAAUUGAAACCUUGGGAUGAAUCCACAAAAAAAAAUUCGAAAAUUAUAGAUACCGAAUGCACCGUAUAAAUAGAUUCAUAUAGUUCUGAAAUUAUCGAGAGCCGUUCGUUGAUUUUUGUGAAUAUGUCUGUUAUUGAAUUGUGAAUAUAUUUCGUUAUAACUAUUGUUUUGGUUAAAAAGAAAACUGGUUCCAUGAAAAGAACUGGUUUUUGUGAAAUUCAACUGUAGCCGUACAUUGCCGAUUUGAAUUUUUUUUUAUUUUUCGUUUAUUGAUUUUGUAAGAUGUCAGAUGAUUUUAAUUUCUUUAUGAUUUGUUUACACGGUGCAAAAAGGUGCAAAUGUUUAUUGUUUCUUUGAAAAAAAGAAACGCGUGCUUGGUACUCACCUAUUUGAUUUAUUUACUUCACUCAUUAUCCCAUGAAGAAGAGAAAAGUACACACACACACAAAAUGUAUCCAAGCCGAAAAUCUACACACUGUACUUAUAACGAAUGUCAGCUAAAAAAAGCUAGGUAUUAACCAUAAAUGUAAAUUAAGUUCGUUGUAAAUGUUAAAUUACAUUGCGACAUAAAACUGUGCAUUCUCACGUGAAAAAUUUACAAAAAAUGUCAACUGAAUGAGUAAUAAUAAAAUUUGAAAAUAUGAAAAAUUUAA
This is a messenger RNA of Contarinia nasturtii (swede midge), 2814 nucleotides long. RefSeq names its product serine/threonine-protein kinase tricorner (gene trc). Gene Ontology annotation, molecular function: protein serine/threonine kinase activity; ATP binding. Gene Ontology annotation, biological process: intracellular signal transduction; peptidyl-serine phosphorylation. The transcript is spliced from 6 exons. The coding region runs from base 412 to 1794 and encodes 460 amino acids. NCBI's taxonomy places the organism in Eukaryota, Metazoa, Arthropoda, Insecta, Diptera, Cecidomyiidae. The record is from RefSeq and is a predicted model, not a curated record.